AUUUGCAUGGCACUUUUACUACUUUCUGGCACAAUAAGGUCAUAAGGAUAAAGGCUAGGGAAAUGGAAAGGUGGUGCAUUGGAAUGUCUGUGACUAUUGGGUCAUCUUGCCGAAACAAUGCUGGAAGCUCGAGUGAGAAUGAUUAACCAAAGUGUUUGCAACAAGCUCUAUGAUGAUCUUAUUACUUCAUGUAUGCUGUGUGCUGGGAACCUUAAUGGUGAUGUUGAUGCAUGCCAGGCUGUGGUGAGUUAUUCUACAAAUCCUGUAAUGGGACAUUAUCAAGGAGUAAUUUUAUAAACUGCUUCUCAUCGUUGGCUUUAUAUUGUGCUCUGUGUGUGUGCACUAACAGCUGGACUACCUUCAUUUGAGGGAGAUUCUGGAGAUCCCUUGGCCUGCACAGGGAAGGGCAAUAGAUGGCACCUUGCUGGCAUCAUGAGCUGGGGUGAAGGGGGUGCUCGGCGCAAUCGUCCUGGUGUGUACACCAAGCACUUAUGACUGGAUCUGUCAGAAUACAAACUGAUGAGCCAAGGACAAAAAGCAGAUCACCUCUGUGUGAAAGCUGCUUCCUGCUGUAGCCAAUUUGAUGAUACAACACGAAAACGCCAUUGACUGUUCUUUGGUGAAAGAAUACAUUUUUUUAAUGAAGAAACUAUCAUUUAUGGUUCAUCUAGCAAUAACUAUUCAGCCUCAGAGGAACUUCAGUUUCCUUAUGGAUUCAUCAUCCUUAGGGCUAUUUGCAGAAACAGCACUGCCUUAGAAACAAAAUUAAAUGGAUUAUAAACUGUAACAAAAAUCCAGCCUUACCUCAUUCUUAACCCUUCUCUCCUUCUUCAUCCCUUGUUAUCUAUAUUUGUUUCCACAUACGCAUAUCUGCAUAAAAAUGGCCACACGCCAUAUAUAUUCAACUCUUUAGGGAUGUUACAGGAUUCUAAACAUAAAUAAUUAUUUCAUAGUUCUCAAAAACAUAAAUAGUGUAUUGUGUACAAAGCUGAGAUUAAUUCUUUCUCGUUAUAUGCAACUGCAUGACUUUUACUUUCUGGGCUGUAACUUUUGGGGUCUCUACUGUGUUUUCUUAAAAAUAUGAGAUAUAUAGCUCAAAAAUGCUAGGAUGCAAGAAAUUUUCAUUAAGUAACCAGAAGUGUAUUAUUUAGGUUCUUUGGGAUGAUGUCUAAAUAAAAGGAAGGAAUGAAUGAGUUGUAAUUCAUUGAAAAAAAGGAAACCAUAAUGCUUUCUUAAAUUCUCUUCAGAAUUUGAACUAACUGUACGGUUUAAUAUUUGCAAUAUGUUACAGGUGUACUUCUCUGGCUCUGGCAUCCAUUGUGAAUUUUUAGCAUGUUCCUGGUAGGUUAGGAUUGUUUUUCAUCCUGUCCUCAGUCCACAGUAAGCAGAGUUUCAGGCUCAGGAAAUUUUGUUUUUAUGUAUCUUUCUGGGCUGCGCCCACAAGGCCACACUAAAUUGAAAUGGACAUAGAAAGAAAAUGGAUUUAUGUGGUUGGAGGCAUCCUUGGGCUCAAAGAAAGUAAUAUAAGAAAUGACAGCAACAUUCUUUUAACCCUGGUAGUAAAUCUAGGUUUUAUAAUUUUAAUCUUCUGAUGAGGUUAUCACUCCAAACCUAGCCAAUAUAAGGUUUCCAAAGCUAUUUAUGGGACUUCAGAAUACCAGUACUUAGCUUAAUAAAAUAAUUGUUUAGAUGGCCUUAAGACCAUUUAGAUGGUCUUUAAGCUGUGCUCAAUAUUUGGAAGUGUUUAGCUUUCACCUUUAAUAUAUAUAUUUAAAAGAUUAGGCUGGCAGUUUGAACACCUUUUAUUGCUGUCCACACAGCACACUUACUCUGCAGUACAGACGUAUGUGAUCUUUGUUUAAUGUUAGACCUACCUUGGCAGCGUGGGGGGGAAACACUGAAAAGAGCUAGCACUGUAAUCUGCAUGCAGUGAGAUUCCUGCACUGUAAUCUGCAUGAAGUGAGAUUGCUCUUUCUAACACUGUUAUUAUUUUUCCUUUCUUUCUCCUGUUGGGCAUCUUGCCCCAGCUUGUGUCAAACUUACAGCAUAAGCUAUAUUCAAAGCCCGUAUAUUAUGAGGGUUGUUUCUUUAGUGGCUAUUCAAUUAUUCACAUAUUCCUUUUUAAUAAACCAUGUGCUAAAACUGCAAGGGACUAUGUUUUAUUUGUUUGGAUGUGCCUCUGAAACUCUGAACUCCAGGUGCAAUCAUAACUGCAUUAGUACCUUGGACUUUCCUGUUUUUGUAAAGCUGAAGGGUCAGAAUUUCACAUGGAAGAAAUGCACCGGGUGUGGAAGUUGGAUCCCCCAGAUGAAAGACUUCAAGCAGUUUCUCCAUAAAUACACAAAAUAAAAUAAGGACUUUGGCCUUUGCAUGGUGAGAUCUGUAUAAUCAUUAACUCUUUGUCUUCGAGGAAUAGUAUUGAUUUCAGACAAUCCAAUAGGGAGGUCUACUGUGAGUAGAAAUUAAACAAUUGAAAGUGAUAUCCAGCAGGAGUAGUGAGAACCAGAUAAAGGCUUUUCUAGUGUAAGAUGUCCCAAGUAAGAUUUUGUGGAUCCAAAUACAUGUUCUGAUCUUGAUGACUGCUCAGUUUCACCUUCAGUCCUCCAGAGCUUUAAAGAUUCUCAGAACCAAAAUAUGUGGGGUAUACAAUUUGUAUUUCUUUUUACUUGUGGAAUAAACCUAAGAUGUGCUCACUUUCAUGGAGUGCGUUUGCCUGGAUGGGUGUGACGUGACAUCAGGAAUGCAAACCCUGGGUGUGCUUCAGGCAGCAGAACCAAGCCUCGUGUCAGAGCUACUACUGACCAUAAUUGCAGCUGAAACAAGAAGGAAAUGAGCUGGCUCCGUGCUCACUUCACAGACAGAGGUCCUCGCAGAGGACGCUCUUUCAAGACAGAAGCAAUGAAAAGGCAGAGCUCUGCUCAGGAGCAUGAGAUUAUUGAAUUACGGGAACAUAAUGUGGAGGAAAGUGAGACUGAUCGUGACAAGCCUCUAAAUACUCUAACAAGAAAGGAGAGAGAUCUCUGGAAAUCAUGCAGGAAUGUAGUUUUCUGGAAGUGUAAACGAUGGAUGGUUAUAUCUACGAUACUUCUAGUGAUCUUCCUGGUCAUUCUCAUCAGCCUAAUUCUUUAUUCUAAUGUUUACACAGAUGAGGAUGACUACUGGGAUCCUGAUGAAUUACUAAGCAAUGGAAAUUUUCACAAUUUUUCAGGAACAUUGGAGUUAAUGUGUGGUUUCCCACACUUCUCCUCCAAGGACAUUAUUAAGAGGCUAACAGAGAUCUACAGCUCAUCUCCAGCUUUAGGACGUUACUUUAGGUCGGCUCAGGUGAUUUCUUUCAGUAAUGAAAGCUCCACUGUAAUUUAUCAGCUAGUGUUUUCUGUACCACCAUCAGUAGAGGGAUUUAUGGAAAACAGUAUGAACCCAGAUUUUAUAAGGAACAUUUUACGUCAAAAUAUUUAUGAUGAAGAUACUCUUAAUCCUGGGACAUCUGAAUGUGACAGGUUAAAGCUCGACCCGACUUCUCUCACAUGUAAGUGCUGUACCUUUGAGAAACUGUUUCGUUACAAAGAGCAGAAGUAUUAAUGGGAAAGGAGGGAAAUAUUUCUGGAAAGAUUUUGAGAUUCAUUUAUAUAUAUGAUUUGCAUAACAGUAUUAAGAAUAUUGUAAAUAGCUUUCAGAAAGUCUUGAUAUGCUUACUUAAAACCUGGGACUCACUGUUUGGUCCUCUGAUGAGAAAGGGAAUAGUCAUGAGACUGGUUAGCUGUGGACUCCAACCAAACUUUUCUGAUCUAAUAUUGCAUUUUAUCUGUACAGAAAAAUUCUCCUUGUAUGUAUGUGUACCAUAAUGGGGAGACAAAUAAUUUGAAAUAUUUCUCCUUAUUGUACAUUUGGUUUUGAAUGCUAACAAAACAAAUUUUAAUCCAAGAGAUGAAAAAGAGUCCUGAUUUUUGUCUUUUUGUAGUUUUCUGGAAAAUUUAUUAUGUAUGGAAAUACCUUUAAAGGAAACAAACGUUCAUUCUUCCAGGUUUUCUAGGCGAUGACUACCAGCAACUAGGUAGUGAUUCCAAUGCAUUUAUAUUUGUUCAGAUAGAAAUGCCCAUAUAAAAGUCCCAUGAGCUUUGAAGCUAUACUAAAAACAAUGCAUGGAGCUGCCUCCCCCAGUGCUAAUUUACUGAGUCACACCUAUGUGCUUUUAGAAUAAUUCUAGGCUAACAAUUCAGCAUUGCAGUGUAGGUAAAUAAGGUAUGCAAUUAACUUGUAUUGGUUUUUCUUGGGAUUCUUACCAAGGGACAAGAGAUCAACAGGUCAUGAGUUCAAAUUUUUAGAAGAAUUUUAUUCCUUAUAUAUUGACAGGAUUCUUAGAAAAAGUAGUGUAAAAGGAGAUAGGAAAGAAUAUGUUCAAAUAACUAUUUAAAGUUUCAUUUUAAUAUUAAUAUAGUACUGUUUUACUUUCAGAGAAAUUAUGGAAAGAUUCCUCAUCUUCAUCACUACCUAGAAGAGACGCAAUUCCCUAUCUAUAAGCAAUCCCAGGGCAGGAAACUAUUCAUUAGGUAGAAACACUUCUAAAAUUGCUGUCCUGUAAAUACUGCCUGUGGUGCAAUAAUGUAAAUGGAAAAUGUGGUAUAUUUAUGACAGUGUUGUAUUGCUAUAGUACCACUACCUCUUUCUUCUAUAUCUCAAUCCAUUUCACCCUUGAGAAAAUCAUGUAUUUGAUGCAUGCUCAUGCAUGAUGCAUGACUUUGAAAGCUCUGCUUUGUCUUGCCUUACGACUAAAGCUGAAUGUUCUGCAUGAGCUUUGAAAGCAGUCUUGUAUAUGGCCCCUUUCUUUUUCUCUUGGCUUAUGCAAAAUUAUCUGCACAGCUUCAUCCUCAAUGCUCACUUCCACUCAAACUCAUAUAUGUUCUUUUUUCCCUCCGAACUUCAUAUGCCGCAUUUACUUGUCGCUCUUUCCUUGUCAAACAGCCUGAAAACCUAAAUGCAUAUAUAUAUAUAUGUGUGUGUGUGUGUGUGUAUAUGUAUUUGUAUUCUUUAAAUACAUGCAAGGCCUUUGCACUAGCUUCUUAAGAAUGCUUUAGCUCUCAUAAUUUCCUUAUUCUUCCUACAGCCUCCUUGGAUACAGUGCUCUUUGCUCUAUUUUUCUCUUUUUCAAUAUGAAAUAUGAAAGAAGAAAG
Messenger RNA from Motacilla alba alba, 5171 nucleotides. RefSeq names its product chromosome 1 C3orf52 homolog (gene C1H3orf52). The coding region runs from base 2830 to 3582 and encodes 250 amino acids. The record is from RefSeq and is a predicted model, not a curated record. Lineage: Eukaryota; Metazoa; Chordata; Aves; Passeriformes; Motacillidae. The transcript has 9 exons.